GAAAAAAGCAAACACUUUGGCCUUCAAAAGGGGCAUAAGAUCAAAAUCCAGAGUUGUUUAUAUUAUUCUAUUCGAUAGCUCAGGAUUACAACCACUGAUACCCAGUCACCUCAGAGAGACGUAUAAUUAAAUGACUGCACCGCGACUUCAGCACAUUCAAGAUCACCUGGUCCCAAGAAAGUGUAACUCCUGGGCGGUCAGUAUGUCCCUGAGCCCACUCACCACCCACGCCCUCAACACUGCCGAAGGUAUCCCUGCUGCUCGACUCCCUGUCAGCGUUCACAGGCUGGACAACGAGGAAUGGAAAGAGAUGGCCAAAGGGGUUACUAAUUCAGAUGGCAGAUGCCCAGGUCUGCUUACGUCACAGACUUUUAUUCCUGGGAUAUACAAGAUCAAAUUUGCAACAGACAAAUAUUGGCAAUCAUUAGAGAGAGCAAGUUUCUACCCAUACAUUGAGGUUGUCUUCAACAUUUCCGAUGCAAGUCAGAAAUACCACAUUGCUCUUCUCUUGAAUCCAUUCUCGUAUACUACCUACCGAGGAUCCUAAAUGUCCUCACCAAUGCAAAGGUUCAUGGUAGAGAACAUAUUGACUGGUUGCAUCAUGGCAUCGUUUGGCAACUCAAUCACCCAGGAAUAAAGAAGAUCACAAAACGUGGUGGGCAAUGCCCAGUCAAUCAAUGAUACUGACUUCUCCACCAUCGAAUUAUGUGCAGACAGUUAAGAGUUGGUCUUGGCAUCAUGUGUGGUAGACUGUGGGAUGAAGGGACUGUGCUUGUGCUGUGCUGUUUGAUGUACUAUGUGUGAUUUGUGACUGUGAACAGGUAACAGUGCAUAAUUAGCAAUUUUGAAUGCCCCACUCUGAAAAGGGCAUUAUAUUCUUGAUCGUGUAUUACAUAGAUUCACCAAGAUAUCAAGGCAGGGUGACAAUAGUUACAAGAAAUCUGAGGUUUGGGUAUUAGUCCACUGGAGCCAGUUGAAGCAUAGGCAUGGAACAUUCAAUUACUUUCAUUGCAAGUAUCAUCAAAGAUUAUGGUCUCUGGUCAAUAGGGCAACGAGUUUUCAAUUUGAUUAAUAAAAGACUGAUGAGAUUGGUUGAAAUGAUUAAAUCUUUUAGUAGCAGAUUAAUGAAAUAUUUGAAGCAGCAGAAGGUGCAUUGCAAGUGAGGCCACAGGCGUAGUUCUGAAUUGUUCUAACAAGAAG
This is a messenger RNA of Amblyraja radiata (thorny skate), 1200 nucleotides long. It is a transcript of the gene uraha, whose product is annotated as urate (5-hydroxyiso-) hydrolase a. The transcript is spliced from 5 exons. Lineage: Eukaryota; Metazoa; Chordata; Chondrichthyes; Rajiformes; Rajidae. The record is from RefSeq and is a predicted model, not a curated record. Gene Ontology annotation, biological process: purine nucleobase metabolic process. The coding region runs from base 131 to 547 and encodes 138 amino acids. Gene Ontology annotation, molecular function: hydroxyisourate hydrolase activity.